GACAGAUUUCAAAAGCAGAAACACAAUGAAGUUGUUUAUUUCAAGUUUAAUGUUGCUUGUUUCAUUAAACAGUGUUGAGAGCUGGGGUCUAUCAUCUGAGAAGAAAACAAAGUAUGCCUCGUGGGAUGAAAUGAAUGUAAUUGCUCAUGGGUUACUCCAGCUUGGACAUGGCUUGAAAGAGCAUGUGGAUAAAACUAAAAUACAUAUGAGGGAGAUUACAGGCAAAUUAAACCAGCACAACGUUUCUAUAGCAGCACUCCUCAAUAAUGCCAAGGAAAUAAAAGACAGCACGGAUGUGCUGAAAGACAGGAUGCAAAAGCUGGAGCAAAGAGAUAAACAAUUGCAGGAUUUAACCCUGCUCCUCCGAGAAAAGCUACAAGAGGUCAGUAAGGGCAGAGAGGUUCUGGACAGGAGGCUGCAGAACAUAGAAGUGAAGAUCCAGCUCUUGGAACUCAACAACAACAACUUCAGUACCAAGGAAGAUGUUCAGAGCAUUCAGUCUCAAAUGGAAAUGCAGAGCAAAAGAAUCAAUGAACUUAUGGAAAAAAUUAAAUUCCAGCAAUAUAAACUGGAAAAGCAAAAUCUUCAAAUUAAGAAUAUGCAAAGCAAAAUACAAAGAAGAAAAGUGGAAAGCCAAUACUGGAGGCUUAGUCUUCAGGAAAAUGAUGAUGAGUUUCAGAAAAACACCAGCCACAAUUCUGCAAAGAAAAAGCUGCCUUCAGAUUGUCAUGCAAUUUUUUUGAAUGGAGAGAACAGCGGCAUCUUCAAAAUCCAACCAGCCAAUGCUCAGCCCUUUGAAGUUUUCUGUGAAAUUACAGAUGAAGCAGGAUGGACUAUUGUUCAAAGACGUAUUGAUGGUUCUGUUGAUUUUGACCAGCUCUGGGAAUCAUACAAGAAUGGAUUUGGUAAUCAAAGUGGUGAGUUCUGGCUAGGUCUUUCAAAGAUGCAUCAGAUUACUAAGCAGAGGCAGUACAUUAUGCACAUAGAACUGCAAGACUGGGAGGAAAACAUUCAGUACAUGGAGGUCCAUUUCAACUUAGGAGGCCCAGACAAAGCUUAUGCCCUGCAGAUAUUUGAACCAGUGACUGGAGAUCUGAAAAAUGCUCUGAGUGAAUUUCAACAACAACCAUUCUCUACCCAGGACCGAGAUCAGGACUUACAAUCCGAUGUCAACUGUGCAAAACUUCUUUCAGGAGGCUGGUGGUUUAGCACAUGUGGCAAGUCUAACCUAAAUGGUAAAUAUUUCCUCUCAAUACCAAGGCAGCGACAUGAGAGAAAGCAGGGAAUCUUUUGGAAGACUUGGAAAGGAAGGCAUUACCCACUAAAAUCCACUGUCAUCAAAAUUCGCCCUUUGGAAACAGAAUGAACUGGACCAAAAAGGAGAGGUCCCAAUUGCAAGAUUGUUUUUUUAACACAUUUUUU
Messenger RNA from Nanorana parkeri, 1422 nucleotides. It is a transcript of the gene ANGPTL4, whose product is annotated as angiopoietin like 4. The coding region runs from base 26 to 1366 and encodes 446 amino acids. The transcript is spliced from 7 exons. Gene Ontology annotation, molecular function: enzyme inhibitor activity. Lineage: Eukaryota; Metazoa; Chordata; Amphibia; Anura; Dicroglossidae. The record is from RefSeq and is a predicted model, not a curated record. Gene Ontology annotation, biological process: triglyceride homeostasis.